UUACCGACUGCAUGCUAGUGAACUUCGCUUGCGCUUGCUUCAUUCUCUGUCACGGCUGAUGCCUCGCGUGCGUGCGACGAGAAAAUAAUACGUAAGACUCUAUCUUGUGCUUUGACAACUGAUCUACAAGUGUGGACCAUUUUGCUGUGAUACGUGUACGAAAGAAAAGUUUAUAUUUCAGUUUAUCACACACACACACACACACAAACUAAUUGGCUACAGCAGAAGGCAUGUAUUUCCGGUCUUGCGAAGAAAGAUGCAUACGUGUUCUCGCGUCACGUGCGUAGAGGUUUUUAUGCAACUGUAACAGGAACGUCAAUAUAAUCAACAGCUACAACUAAGAUAUUAUCAGUGGUGAGCAUCGAAUUAAUAAAAACAAAAGCAGAAAUUUGAGCGUCGACAGAACAACGAGAGAAGAAAAAUAAAGAAAGAAAAAUAAGUAAAAGGAAACAACGAUGCAUAACCGGUAGAACAGUUAGGGGCUGUGCGGUCGGUUGUUCUGUGUUACAAGGGAGUGCACAUUGCGUGUAGUCGUAGUGAGAGCCGGGAGCAACAACAGAGGUAUGUCAUUAAGACCAAGGUGACAUUAAGUUUAGCGUAAAAGUUAGACGAGGCGAUGGGGUUUGACGACAUACUGUUGAGCCACUUGGAGUCAACGAUGGACGAUACGAUAGGUAUGAAGAAAGGCAAAUCCAAGAAGAGCAUACCAAAGUGCACGCGAUGCCAAAAUCACGGCAAGAAAGUUGCGGUUAAAUUUCACAAACAUGAAUGCAAAUUUCGAGAUUGCGUUUGCCAGAGGUGCAUACGUACCACUAAUAGGCAACUGAUCACUAAGGUGCAAACGGCCAAGAGGAGAGAACGAGAACGUAUUGACAUGCUGAGGGAGAUGCGAAAAAAUCAAAAAGUGAACCAAGAUGAAGAUCCUGAUGAAUCUUUGACGCUGACAAUAGAGAAGGACAUCAACGAUAGUAAUAACAGUGAUUUGCCAAGUCUUGGAAAUCAUACGAGUGACAUAUUGCCUGGGCUCAGUAACCGUAGCUGUAAUAGCGGCUCAUGCAGGACCCUACUGGAGCCCGUGGUCAGCAACGUACCCUCUCUGUCUGAAAACUUGCCACCCCUGCUGCCGCAUACUACCUCACCUAGCGCACCUUUUCUCGAAACCGAAUCAAAUUUGCAACAAGUAGAACUUUUAUUAGGGUAUAGUGCCGGACUAGUGCAACGAUUUCAUUAUCCUUGGGAGUCGUUAUCGUUGAUGUAUGUUAUUUUGAAAAAUUCCAGAGCAGAUCCUGAAGUGGCUAUCCGAAGUAUAAAAAAAGCAAAUAGUGAAAUUCAAGCGACGGCGCAGUUAAAAGCAUCGAUGCUAGGCGCGCCGUACUACUACCCCCGUUACACAGGCUACUUAAACUCACUGGGUAACCCGACGUAUUUUGGGCAAGUGCCUUACGUGGGCAUGGUAUCGCCACCAAGUGCGGCUGGUCUCCACAGUCUAUUUCCUUACACGUGUAGUAGCCACGCCAUCGGCGGCAAGGUGCCCUCCAGUCCACCCGAAAGGCCAUCCUCUUAUCACGGUGGCGCGCACUUCCUACGCAUUAAGCAAGCACCGAUUCAUUCAUGAGAGUGCAAUUCUCAAUUCCCCGCACUUGGAAGCAAGCAUGAGCCACCAAUUCAAGAUAGAAAAGGCCGAGAAUACGGACUAACCCAAAGAUGCGCAUGACAUUUACAGUGCGAACCGCAGCAUCAGCAACAGCUAGCGGUGAGGAGUUCGCUAAAGGAAGUUCUCCUCUUCUCUUCAUUGCGCUUCGCUUGAAGCGAAGAAGAAGGCGACAAAAGGAGAAAACCUUAGUACGAAUAAGGAAACAGCACAAAAGGGUUCCCAACAUGUGCAUUAUGCUAUAUAAUGUUAUAAAAAAAGUAGAAAGUCAUACAUUCAAAGUCAGCUGGCGAACGCGGGGUGGCAACUUGUGACUCUGUAUGCGUGUGUACGUAUUGCAAUUCUUUGCUUUUCAGGGUCUCUCACGCCGCAUUAUUUGGUCGUUCCACGAAUUGAGAAGUUUUGAAAGUGUCGGCGAAGAAACGAAUCGAUAUACAACAAUGGAAAAGAAAUACACUGCUCUCUGUUUUUGCGGAGCGCAUCAACAUAACACUGCACGCGAAAGAGCGCCUGUGGCAGUUGGGCAGGAAGAGGUAAAAUUGCGGUAGCCAAUGCACUAAAAGAUACGCGUACACAUAUGCACGUAGAGAAACGAGAGAAAAAGGAAACGUCCAAACCGCGAACAGAGACAUUAUGUAUGUCCGCGCACACUUUGAGGAGAAGGAAAGAAAGCCGCGACUUCUUAAGGGAUGCAAAUUGCCCUCUGCUCCCCUGGCCGGGCGCACACGAUUUCGUCUUUUCGGACAUCUGCGACGUCGGAAAUGGCGCGCAAAACGUAAUCCCGUGAACACAUUUUUUCUUUUGGGUUGUUUUUGUUAAUUACUUUUCCGUUCACUUGAAUGUGACAAGAGCCGAUUUUUCGGCGAGAGAUCGUUUGUGUUUUCGGAUGUUUUUUGCGGGUUAGACUCUAUUGUGUACGCUUCUCUUGGUCUUGAGAACGAAGGAAUGUUUGUUCAGCAACUUUCUCUCCUCUUUUCGCUGAAAAAAAAGCAACAAGCGAUUUGAUGAAUGCGCAUGGGAGUAUGUAGUCGUGACGAGGAGUAAUGAUAGUUAAGUUGCUGUUAAUAAUUUAACUCGGCGUUUCUUUUUUAUUUAUUGUGAUACUUUGAUUGAGGCGUAUUAAUGAGUGCAAACAAGAGUCAAACCAAGAUUAAGCAUUGUAUAAUAUAAAGUAAAUCGAUAGAUGGACUGCUCAAUCUUGUCAAGUUUUUUAAUUACAGGUGUAUUUCUCGUUUACAUUUUAGAGAUAACAAUACACUAAAAGGAGCUCUUUCGUUUUAUGUUUUAUCUAAGUUCAUUAAUAUAUUACGUCGUCUUAGUAGAGUUAAUUAUUUGAUUUUUUUCAAAUUGGUUGUACAACUCAAUGUUAAAUAUUUAUUUUUCUUAUUGCCAGCAUUGAGUAAAGCCCGGUAAACGUUAACAUUAUAUUUUGGUUAUCAUACUCUUAGAAGAAUCAUUCGUUGAUUUGUUAUAUAAAAAUUCUCAAGUUAUUUUUAACGAUAAUAAUGAAGUACAUAGAAAGAAUUAAUAAGCAUAAACCUCUUUUUACUUUGUGAUUUUUAUUGAUUAUUUUAUUCGAUACUAUUAAAAGUAGAGAAAUUGUUGAAGAAAUAACUAUUUUUGCGAAUGACUUAUUUUUCAAUGUAAACUUAAAAAAAAACUCGUUUCAAAUUUUACGAAAAUAUUGGAAAUUUUACUCAGUAUGAUAAGCAUUGAUAUGUGUAGAAUUUAUUUUUUAUAGCUGCAUAUGAAUAAGUAGUUGAAAUAUUUUACAUUAACAUUUUCAAUUUCAAAAUUAAAAUCAUUUAAGCAGAUGUACACUUCUUGUCUAAUAAAAAAUUAUAAGGUUUCAAUUUCAGUGAAAAUGCAAAACUGAAUUGAAAACUUAUCUUGAAAAGUUCGUCACUAAUUACUUUAAUACUGCCUUCUUUAAUUUGUAUCAAACAUCAAUGUUGUUAUAAAAAAACUAUGAAUUGCUGCUAAUAAUAUUCACUUAUAUCGCAUACACACAAAUGUUCACAGUUACGGUGUAAUGUUGCAAAUUUUUUCUUCUCUCAAAACUAUUUCGUAUACGUACUAUAUAUUAUGUAAAGUCACGAAUAUAACAUGAAUAUAUUUACAAAAUUAUACAAAUUCAACCAAAUGACAUUUGUAAAAUGUAACCAAUUGUUCUGCAAGAAAACAAAUCAUAAGCUCGCGUGAUGUUCCUACAGAUAUAAAACUUUAAUGUAUUUGAAAAGCAGAAAUAUUUUAAACUAAAAAAAGUAACCGGAUAUGUGUGCAUUAUAUAGUAAUUAUUCUGCAAGGGAUUUGAUUGUUCAUCCGGCCUAUAAGGUUAAAUAUAUACUUCAUGAUAUGGAAUCGUACUACUGCGUAAGAAAUUAAGCGAAGUAUAAAAGUCUACAUACAUACCACUUAGUCUAACUAUUAAUUUAUAUUUAAAUACAUGAACAAUAAAUCUGAGCGUCCUAGAGAGUUUGUACCGGUUUACGUAUAAACCAUGUAAAAAUGCAAUGUCUGCAAAAUUUAAGAUCAGCGAAUAUUGCAAAUUUGAGAUUUCACAAGCAGCUACGCCAGUGAUUAUUGAAGAUAUAUGCGCGUACUUGCGAUUCAUAUGUACAACUUGCCAAUUGUUCGUAAACUUGGUGUACUUGGCAUAUUUUAACUGUUAUAAAUUGUAA
This is a messenger RNA of Phymastichus coffea, 4332 nucleotides long. It is a transcript of the gene Dsx, whose product is annotated as protein doublesex-like. The transcript has 7 exons. Lineage: Eukaryota; Metazoa; Arthropoda; Insecta; Hymenoptera; Eulophidae. Bases 617 to 1615 code for a protein of 332 amino acids. Gene Ontology annotation, cellular component: nucleus. Gene Ontology annotation, biological process: sex differentiation; regulation of transcription by RNA polymerase II. The record is from RefSeq and is a predicted model, not a curated record. Gene Ontology annotation, molecular function: DNA-binding transcription factor activity, RNA polymerase II-specific; RNA polymerase II cis-regulatory region sequence-specific DNA binding.